Acaulospora colombiana is the source of this 564-nucleotide messenger RNA. NCBI's taxonomy places the organism in Eukaryota, Fungi, Glomeromycota, Glomeromycetes, Diversisporales, Acaulosporaceae. The record is from the annotation of a GenBank genome assembly.
AACCCGAGCCGAGGAGCAGAUAUUCUCGACGCCAUCCAAGCCAUUUCCGUCGAAGGAUUCCGUGCUCUUAGUGACCCUGAAAUUCCGCGUGAAACACUCCUCACUGGACUUUCCAACCUCAUCAAGCAAAAUCACCUCUUGCUCAAGGAAAUUGGCGUCUCCCACUUCUCUCUCGAAGAAAUUUGCGAGCUCACUGACGAGUUUGGUCUAUCCACUAAACUCACAGGAGCUGGAGGAGGAGGGUGUGCCGUUACUCUUAUUCCAGAUGACUUUUACGCAGAUUCGCUCAAGAUCCUCAUGGACAAACUUGCAGAAGGAGGCUAUAACCCGUACCUUACCACAGUCGGAGGUAGUGGAUUGGGUGUCUUGCCCAUCACCGGUGACCCAACACCUGAAGAGAAGGAAGAGCUCCAUCAGUCGUUUGUUGAUACACCAAUUGCUUUAGAACACUCUCGAUAUCACGUCACUACCUUACUCUCUGUUCUUCGUUCCAUAGUUGCUACUUGUAUUCAAACUUUCUUGCCCAUCCCUUUGAUGUGUGAUGCUGAGAUCAAAACCCAUUGA